Pseudopodoces humilis (Tibetan ground-tit) is the source of this 1518-nucleotide messenger RNA. NCBI's taxonomy places the organism in Eukaryota, Metazoa, Chordata, Aves, Passeriformes, Paridae. The record is from RefSeq and is a predicted model, not a curated record.
AUGAGAAACGAGCCAAUUCCUGCUUUCAAAGGGAAUGUUUUCUGUGCAGGCGCGCGAUGCUCCGCUGCUGGCUGUGACAGACCCCUGCCGGGUGCGAAGGUGCCCGACCUCCCAAAAAGAAGAGAGUGGCCCGGUGGUCCCUGGGCUCUGCACCAGGCUGCUCACUUGCAAGAACAGACCAUGCCCAGGCCCUGCCGAGACUCCCGUGGCAGCAUGUUAGAUCCCAAGGAGGAGCGCUUUACAGAGAAAUCAGUGCUUGCCCAGGCAACAUUUGUUUUUGAAAAGAAGGACCGUUCUUUGAAGCGGCCUGCAGAAGACCCAGUUUGCAAAGCUGAAAAUGUAAAGAAGAAUAACAUAUUCAUGACCUCAGCUCUUCUUCAAAGAAAUCCUGACAUCAUCAAAACUACAAGAGAAGGAUCCUUGUCACCAAGUCAAUUGUGGAAUGUCAUUAGACCUGCCACUUUACAGCCCCCACAAGCCCUGACCUGUCCUGAAAUUCCUGUAGUAUCUCUAUUGACUAAGAAAGAAGCAUGUGUUCAGAUAUCUGAAGACAGCUCUUAUUCAUCAGCUGAGAAUUCAUUAAAUUCCAAAACUGCAGUGGGGUCAUCUACUACCAUGAAUCUUUCCAGCUCUCAAAAAACACAAAGUCAGUUGCUCAAAGAAAGAAGUGUACAAAACAGCAGCAAUUCUGAUUUUGUGUUUGGGGAAAACAUGGUUGAAAGAGUUUUGGUUGGAUCUGCACAUGCUGGCAGACUUUUUAUCAAGAGUCCUGAGAGGCAUCCCAAGUCAUGUAAUGAAGCUGAUCCACACAAAGGAGAAAUAACAUCCAUCUCCACAGGAUCUGCUCAUGUUGGGCCACAAACAAAAAGAGCUCUGUUGAGGAAUGCAACACUACUUGAAUCAGCAGCUGCUUGUAUUUCUAAGCCAGUGGAGAAAAUCCUUUUAGAUAAAGUUGAAGUUAUAACUGGAGAAGAAGCAGAACACAAUGUAUUGCAGAUAAACUGCAAGCUCUUUGUAUUUAAUAAGCUUUCUUUAACCUGGACUGAAAGAGGCAGAGGAUCCCUGAGGCUUAAUGACACUUCUAGCAAUAAGCAUGGAAUGUUGCAGUCAAGGCUAAUUAUGCGAAAUCAAGGUAGCUUGAGACUGAUUCUCAACACCCAACUCUGGGAACAAAUGGUUAUAAAAAGAGCAAACAGAAAGAGCCUGUGCUUCACUGCAACAGAUCAAGAGGACCAUUCUGUUCAAGUAUUUCUAACUCAGGCAAGCUCAAAAGACACUGAACACCUGUAUGCAGCAAUACAUCAUCGCCUUGUGGCCUUGCGAAGCUUUGCUGAGCAAGAGCCAGAUGCUCAUCAAAUAGACACAGAGUCAGAAUCAGCUUUUCAGCCAUUAAACUGUGAUAGUGAUGAUGAAGAUGAUGAAGAACUAACUGAAGUGAGCAGCAAUGGAUCUGGUGUCCAGGAUAUUGUAUUACCUACUCCUCUGUACAACCUAAAAGUUAAUGGUUACACAAAAUGA